Messenger RNA from Iphiclides podalirius (scarce swallowtail), 480 nucleotides. Lineage: Eukaryota; Metazoa; Arthropoda; Insecta; Lepidoptera; Papilionidae. The record is from the annotation of a GenBank genome assembly.
AUGGGGGAGGGGGAGGUUGCAAACGGGGCGUGGGGGGUCUUGCAGACAGGGUGGGACAUGGUGUGGGGCCAGACGGGAGAAGCCCGACGCACCUCGUUUCCGCACCGUCGUGCUACCAGGCACACAUACGUAGAGACACAUGCACUACAUGCGCGGUUGUUGGACCUUUCGCAAGCGUUCUUCUUUGGCGAGUGUCGAAGCGGUGCCAAGAGGGUCCGCAGCGCAGCCGGGGUCAAACGCCGGCGGCGGGUCGUCGGCCGCCGCGGGUCGACCCGCGCGCCGCAUCUGUAUGCGGGGCCAGCAGACGGCAAAAAUCUCGCGCACCCGCUCUGUAUCGACAACUUUACCAUAGCCCGCACUAGCGAAGAUCAUCUGAUAGUUCGUAGCGUUUUCGUAGCGGUGCGCUACGAAUGCUCACCGCGCUCACUUGCGGGUCACUGGCACUACUCGGCCACUGCACUCGGCUUGCUUAGAUACUUC